AUGUGCGGCUGGGCGGGGGGGGGCGAGGCGGUGCCUGGCCGCGCCUGCGCGGUGGGGCGUCUCGGACAGCUGCGCCCAGCCCUCCUUGCCCGGGACGCCUCCCUUUGCGCGGACGGGGCGGGGGGCUUCCCGGCCUCCCUCCGCCUCCCCUCCCGGGCCUCGCCCCCCCCGGGCAUCCCUCCGCACCCGGCCGGGGACCACGAUGGCCACGCCGGCGGCGGUGGUCAGCCCUCCCGGAGGCAUUCCACCUGUGCCUUGGAACCAAACGGCUCUGUUCAGCAAAUCGUGGAGGAGAGGUUAGGCGUGGAUAAAAAUGGCUGUUUCUUAGGCGCCAUCCCAGGAAGUGAGAAGCAUCUUUGGGGGACCUUCUUCUGGAAAAAGGCCAGUGGUCUUCAGCUCCUCCAGGCCCAAGAGCUACUGAGCUGCAAGCGCAUGAUAGAAAACCAUGCAACGUUAGAAUCAGGUGACAGGAAGAGGGGGAGCCAGAGCGAUAACCUCGCUGGAGUCAAAGUCAGGACCAUGGACAGCAAGCAGACCGGCAGAGCUGGGACCGGAAAUAAGCGGCGCACCGAGAUGGCGUCGGACAUACCCGGCUCGGUGACGUUGCCGGUGGCGCCCAUGGCAGCAGGUCAAGUGAGGAUGGCAGGAUCCAUGCCCGCCAGAGGGGGAAAGAGGCGCUCAGGAAUGGAGUUUGACGAUGAAGAUGGGGAAGGGCCCAGCAAAUUUUCAAGGGAGAACCACAGCGAGAUCGAGAGGCGCAGGAGGAACAAGAUGACCCAGUACAUCACCGAACUGUCCGACAUGGUCCCCACCUGCAGCGCCUUGGCUCGCAAGCCCGACAAGCUGACCAUUCUCCGCAUGGCGGUCUCGCACAUGAAAUCUAUGAGGGGCACGGGGAACAAGUCGACAGACGGAGCCUACAAGCCUUCCUUCCUGACUGAGCAGGAACUGAAGCACCUCAUCCUCGAAGCUGCCGACGGCUUCCUCUUCGUCGUCGCCGCCGAAACGGGCAGAGUGAUCUACGUGUCCGACUCCGUCACCCCUGUCCUGAACCAGCCCCAGUCGGAAUGGUUUGGCAGCACCCUCUAUGAGCAGGUUCAUCCUGACGACGUCGAGAAGCUUCGGGAGCAGCUGUGUACAUCGGAGAACUCCAUGACAGGGAGGAUUUUGGAUUUGAAGACGGGGACCGUAAAGAAAGAAGGCCAGCAAUCGUCCAUGAGAAUGUGUAUGGGAUCGAGGCGUUCUUUCAUUUGCCGGAUGAGGUGUGGGAACGCCCCUUUGGAUCAUUUGCCUCUGAACAGAAUAACCACCAUGAGGAAAAGAUACCGGAACGGUCUCGGCCCGGUGAAAGAAGGAGAAGCGCAGUAUGCCGUGGUCCAUUGUACUGGUUAUAUCAAAGCCUGGCCUCCGGCAGGUAAAAUAGGAAUGACCAUUCCAGAAGAAGACGCGGACGUGAGCCAAGGCAGCAAAUAUUGUCUGGUGGCGAUAGGAAGGCUUCAGGUUACCAGCUCCCCGGUCUGCAUGGACAUGAAUGGGAUGUCCGUCCCCACGGAGUUUUUGUCCCGACACAACUCGGAUGGAAUUAUCACCUUCGUGGAUCCAAGAUGCAUCAGCGUUAUCGGCUACCAGCCGCAGGACCUUUUGGGGAAAGACAUUUUAGAAUUCUGCCAUCCAGAAGAUCAAAGCCACCUGAGAGAGAGCUUCCAACAGGUGGUUAAGCUGAAAGGCCAGGUCCUUUCUGUGAUGUAUCGUUUCCGUAUCAAAAACCGGGAGUGGAUGUUAAUCCGGACCAGCAGCUUCACAUUCCAGAACCCUUACUCGGAUGAGAUCGAGUACAUCAUCUGCACCAACACCAACGUCAAGCAACUUCAACAGCAGCAGGCAGAGCUUGAAGUACAUCAGAGAGACGGGCUGUCGUCGUACGACUUGUCUCAGGUACCUGUUCCAGCUAUACAGUCGAAUGUCCAUGAGAGCGGGAAGCCUGUUGAGAAGCCGGACGCAAUCUUUUCCCAGGAGAGGGAUCCGAGGUUCGCCGAGAUGUUUGCCGGCAUAACGACUUCAGAUAAAAAGAUGAUGCCUUCCGCAUCCACGGCGGGAAACCAGCAGAUCUAUUCGCAAGGGAGCCCUUUCCAGCCAGGACAUUCUGGGAAAUCUUUCAGUUCCUCCGUGGUCCACGUCCCCGGCGUCAACGACAUUCAGUCCUCCUCUUCGACAGGCCAGAAUCUGACGCAGAUCUCUCGCCAGCUGAACCAGAGUCAAGUGACGUGGACAGGAAGUCGCCCUCCGUUCCCAGGACAGCAACUUCCUUCGCAGUCCGGCAAGGCUCAGUCUUCGCCCUUUGGGAUUGGAACCAGCCACACCUACCCCGCUGACCCGGCCUCUUACAGCCCUCUCUCCAGUCCUGCCACCUCUUCGCCGAGCGGAAAUGCCUAUUCCAGCCUGGCCAACAGAACUGCAGGGUUUGCCGAGAGCAGCCAAAGCAGUGGGCAGUUUCAAGGGAGGCCUUCGGAGGUCUGGUCCCAGUGGCAAAGCCAGCACCAUAACCAGCAAAACAGCGAACAGCACACUCACCAGCAGACCAGCCAGACGGAAGUGUUCCAGGAUAUGCUGCCCAUUCCAGGGGAUCCGACCCAGGGGACGGGCAAUUACAACAUCGAAGACUUUGCCGAUUUAGGCAUGUUUCCUCCAUUCUCUGAGUAAAGCAUCUAGGCAGAUAACCUCUGAA
Euleptes europaea (tarantolino) is the source of this 2725-nucleotide messenger RNA. RefSeq names its product aryl hydrocarbon receptor nuclear translocator 2 (gene ARNT2). The transcript has 22 exons. The record is from RefSeq and is a predicted model, not a curated record. Bases 1 to 2700 code for a protein of 899 amino acids. Gene Ontology annotation, cellular component: cytoplasm; nucleus; transcription regulator complex. Gene Ontology annotation, molecular function: RNA polymerase II cis-regulatory region sequence-specific DNA binding; DNA-binding transcription factor activity, RNA polymerase II-specific; protein dimerization activity. Gene Ontology annotation, biological process: regulation of transcription by RNA polymerase II. NCBI's taxonomy places the organism in Eukaryota, Metazoa, Chordata, Lepidosauria, Squamata, Sphaerodactylidae.